CUUCAUCUUCAUCCUCGGCAAGGUCUCCAUUCACUGAGCUGCGGGUGAGAGCGCUGUGUAGCUGCCAGGCUUUGUGCUCCACACACAGCUGCGCUGCUCGGACAGAUCAGGAUACAAAUGAUCAGAUCCUGUGCCUCUUCCUCAGGCAGGUAGGCAGGCUCAGUGGCUAAAUUCACGCCGGGAUUUAACUGACACCCAGCCCACACAGCGUCGGCCAGCACCGCUGCAUGCGUGUGUGUGUGUGCGGGUGUGUGUGUGUGUGUGUGCGUGUGUGUGAAAAUGCCUCCGUGCGGAAUGGCAGCGCGCGCGGAGGAGCCACGGCUCCGGCACUGAUGGACACAUUACGGACACGGUUCAUUUAAUACCGACACCAGAAGGCCACUCACACCAAACAGGAGAAGAAAUCGGGUUAAAUCUGCAUUCUGUCUCAGGAUCAUUCAAUCGGCGCGGAAGAAGAAAAAAAAUCCAACAUGGGGGAGCAGCCUAUCUACAGCACACGGGCGCAUGUCUUCCAGAUCGACCCCAAUACCAAGAAGAACUGGAUGCCCACCAGCAAGCAUGCCGUCACCGUCUCCUACUUCUAUGACAGCACCAGGAAUGUGUACAGGAUCAUCAGCCUGGACGGGUCAAAGGCUAUAAUAAACAGCACCAUCACCCCGAACAUGAGCUUCACGAAGACGUCGCAGAAGUUUGGGCAGUGGGCAGAUAGCCGCGCCAACACGGUGUACGGGUUGGGGUUCUCCUCAGAGCAUCAUCUGUCUAAGUUUGCCGACAAGUUUGCGGAGUACAAAGAAGCGGCCCGCUUAGCCAAGGAGAAGUCCCUAGAGAAGAUGGAGCUGGCGAGCUCUCCCUCUCAGGAAUCGCCUGCUGACAUUCACUCGCCUCUGACCCCUCCUGUCUCCUCUGACCUCUGCCGAGUCAACGGCACAGGCGAUGAUGUCACCUUGUCAGAUGCAUCGCCAAAUUCGGAGCUCCAAUCAGAUCUCUCCCCAACCACCCCGACCCUUGCGCACAGUCCGACUACCACCAAGCACUGGGAAGCUGAAUUGGCAGCGCUGAAGAGCAACAAUGCCAAACUAACAGCGGCGCUGCUGGAGUCCACUGCCAACGUCAAGCAGUGGAAACAACAGCUGGCUGCUUAUCAGGAGGAGGCUGAGAGGCUUCAUAAAAGGGUGUCAGAACUGGAGAGCCAAAGUAGUCAGGCUAAUGCGAUCAAGUGUCAGAAAACAGAGCUCAACAAAACCAUAGAGGAGUUGGAGGCCACACUGAAGGCUAAAGAAGAGGAAAUGGACCGUCUGAGAGAGGAAGUGGAAAAAGCAAAGCAGCUACAGUCACAGAAAGAGACGCUUGAACAGAAACUAGAGGCCACAGAUGCGAGGAACAAGGACUUGGAGGAGCAGUUAGCUGAUGUGGAGCAGCGCCUGGAGACGAGCCAGCUGGAACAGGAGAAUUUCCGCAAGAGCCUCAAAACGCUGCUGGAGAUCCUGGACAGCAAGAUCUUCGAGCUGACAGAGAUGAGGGACAACCUGGCCAAACUCAUAGAGGACAGCUAGAACAUGUUGCCUUCGCCUCUGCCUCAGAAAUCAUGGACUUGCGAGGUACAUGGUGACAAGAACGAAACGCACAGCUCUUCUGCCCAGACCUCGUCGUGUACUUUCACACUUUUAAAGCCUUCUUGACUGGAGGACUCAUAUUAUUAUAUACUCACUUAUAUGGUAAUGAUAAGCAUUCAGUUGCACUUGAAUUUGUACUUUUUAGGUGGAUAAUAUUUCUUCAGUGCCACUGCUACCUACUAGGAGUUAAUCGCCCAUAUAAUGCUCCCAUUCUUUUCUUAUUAUCAGAAUAUUAUUAGAAAUGUUUUCCUUAAUUGUACGCAGGUAGUGUAGAGAAAGUAGGCAGCCUACAAAGACGAACACUGCUGCACAUAGGCUCUUCCUUUCUAAGGUGCUGGUUUAGUGUGCCUGGUUAUUUGCGAUUAAAGGACAUCUACUAUGCUGCUGAGGACACUCGAAUCAAUCACACCCACCGGAUCGUCCGUUCCGAGCCAUAUGUUGUAGCCAGACCGUGUCGGCUUGCCUCGUCACCUUCAAGGAAACUGCCUCAAUGUUCAGUCAGAGCUUCAGGAUACUCUACCAUCGACUUCCUGACAAGAACAAAGACACCCUGGGAAGUCUGAACACUUAGAUACAGGUGUGGCAUAUUGGCCUGUAAUGUACAAUGAGCAAUAUUCAAAACAGUCUUUAUGUCACCUCAGUGUAUUUAUCAGGUAUUCCAACUCUGGACUAAUCUGUGGACUAGCGUGGUUUAGUAGAUGUACCCCCCGAUAGUUCUCCUCAGACCAAUUAUAGUGCUUUCAGAUUGUUUUGGCCUUAGAGUAUAAAUUCUGCACUGGAUAUCGAUGAGGAAACUCCUCGUUUUUUUGUUGCAUUACCAAAUGCAGUGUUCAACUUACAGUUUGAAAUCAUGUGUUAUUAUGAAAUGUAUAUGCUGAUGGAUAAGAUACAUAGAGCACUGUUAAUAUGAUUGUAUUUAUAGAUGGGAAAGUUCAAUUUUAAAAUUCCCAACAUUAAUAAAAUAUUUAAAAAUAUCCACGAAACGAUGCUUAAGUAAA
Molecule: messenger RNA, 2611 nt
Organism: Pangasianodon hypophthalmus (striped catfish)
Lineage: Eukaryota; Metazoa; Chordata; Actinopteri; Siluriformes; Pangasiidae
Gene: homer1b
Product: homer scaffold protein 1b
Exons: 9
Coding region: 471-1553 (360 amino acids)
Biological process (GO): G protein-coupled glutamate receptor signaling pathway; regulation of store-operated calcium entry
Cellular component (GO): postsynaptic density; cytoplasm; plasma membrane
Molecular function (GO): G protein-coupled glutamate receptor binding
Source: RefSeq, a predicted model, not a curated record